AUGGGCCCGCUCUAUGUGUACAUAAUUAUGUCUCUUAUGGUAGUCAAGGUCGGAUCCACAGCAGCCUUAUAUCAACAGCAGCAGCAGCAGCAGUUACUCAACUACAUUGAGUCAGCAGAGGAGUCCGAAACAACGCCCAGCACGGAAAGUGACAACUCAGCGGAACGUCUAAACAUUGAGAAGAUGCGUGCCAAGUUACAACAAUUGCAGCACGAGCAGCAGCAACAAUAUCGUCUGCAGCAGCAACAGAUGCAACUGCAUUUACAGCAAAUGCAUCAUCAGAUGCACGAUGUAGGUGGUGCUAAUGGUGGUGUUGCUGCUGCUGGCGAAACUGCGUACUUAUUGGAGCGUGCAGACGACGUUGCGCCCAUUUACGGAACAUGGCGCACGAAAGCGAGACGACCUCAGCUGCAGCACGCAACUUCAGUACAGCUCAACGCGCCUGGUAACGAUGGUAUCGAUGAUGAUCAUCAUCUGUAUGAGCGCCUGCCCAAACGAUCCGUCACUGCAACGCCACAGCUGCGCGAUCAGCUGUCUCGCCCACCACGCCUCUCCACGCAACGUCCACCCUCCGUGGCGCUGCUGCGUCGCCAGUUCUCGGAGACCCCUGGCUCGUUGGCGCUUCGCGAGGAUUUCAAACCGAAACCCUUUCACUUUCCCUACGAAGGGCCGCUGCCCGAACAGUUUAAGAAGGGCGAAGCGCUGAACAACAUCCAGGACAUACUGCACAAUCUGCACAUCAAUAGCAUGAUGCCCAGCAAGUUGCCAGGAAAGCUGGGUAUGCAUGGUAUGCAGGGUAUGCAGGCUCCCUCGCUAGUCAUGAUGCCCUCUGGGCUGCACAUCGCAGGCAGUUACAAGAACUUGAAGUCCAGCGGUAUCGCGAAUUUUUUUCGGGGCAAGCGCAAUAAGAAGCAGAUGCAGUUUAGCAUUCCCCUGCCCAUGUUUCCCAUGGGAAUGUCCAUGCCACUUUAUGGUGGUGCAACGCCUCAGCGCGUAGCUAUUGAGCAGCUGUAUCCUUAUAAGCCACGCUCGCCACAGGACAUAAAUCUAUUGGCUCUCCAGCAGCCGCCGUCGAGCAAACCCAGCUCCAAAAAGAAGCACAAUAAACAGCAGCAGCAACAAGAGCAGAGCAACUAUAACAUGCUGCUGGAGCAUGGUAGCCACCAGCAGCAUUUUGUGGCCGAUCCAUUUCUACAGAGUUUUCCACCCAUCAUUGCGUUGAAUGCCACCCGACAGCCGAAACAUAAGCGCAUACCCUUCAAGGUUAACCUGGAUAUAUAUCCGGUAUUGCCCCCUUCGCGGCCUACGUCGAUGCUGCGCAAUCCAUUUCAGAGCGAUGCUCUAACCGCAUCCACGGUACCUGCUUAUGCGCAGCCGCAGCUGCAUCAUGGAAUGCAGCACGGCCUCUAUCAGACACCCUUCAAGUUUCCCACACAGUCCCCUAGUCACCUGCCCAUGAUAUUCCCGGAUCAGGCCACACACUACAGUCAGCAGCAGGCACUCUAUCAAGCCCAAAAGUUUGCCCAGUUGCCUCAGCAAAACGUGGUCGCCGAUGAUUGUAUCUAUGGCCAGCAGUCCAAUAGCAAUUCCAAUUCCCAUAGUGCAACAGCAGAAACGCACGCCAAUCAGAUAAUGCUGCAUCUAAAUGUUUUCCCCAAACAGAAGCCGACGGCAACAGUGCGCACCUCCACUAAUCCGUUCUAUAAUCAUAAUUACAACAAUUAUAAUGCUGGCUUGCAGCGUAACUCAUUCAUUCCCAGUGAGCGGGAGCAGCCACUGCCUAAGCCACCCAGUCCUAUUGAGCCACGGCAGGUGGCAGCCCAGGCUCAGUCGCAGACAGGCAACAUUUCACUGACUGCUGCAUCCACAUCGGCAACUCAGUUGCAGCAGAAUCAAACGAAUAAUUCUAUUUCACGAAGCGAUAACCUGUCGCUUAUUGACUUUGAACAUCCUAUCGUGGCGGCUGAGGUGUCACAGUUGCCUCAACUGCCGCGUCCUGCUGCACUUACUGGCAAUCCCCCAUCAAUUCCAGGUCGCUACAGCGUUCUUGGCGAUCACUUUCGCUACCACAAGAAUCCACACAUCGAUCAAUUGGCCGCCGAGGCUCAAACGGCUUCGCUCUUUCGCUUUCCCGUUGAGGAUCUAAUACAGUUCCAGGUGGACGAUGCGCUAUAA
Molecule: messenger RNA, 2175 nt
Organism: Drosophila grimshawi
Lineage: Eukaryota; Metazoa; Arthropoda; Insecta; Diptera; Drosophilidae
Exons: 3
Coding region: 1-2175 (724 amino acids)
Source: RefSeq, a predicted model, not a curated record